Messenger RNA from Rangifer tarandus platyrhynchus (Svalbard reindeer), 453 nucleotides. The record is from the annotation of a GenBank genome assembly. Lineage: Eukaryota; Metazoa; Chordata; Mammalia; Artiodactyla; Cervidae.
AUGGCUGGACAGGAGAGUUGUGCAGGUUUGGGCUCAACUCAGCAGGAUGCUUAUUACUGGUAUUGGCAAAGAGUGAAGCCAGACUUCCCGUCCUGCCAGCCUCACCCCUUUGGCAGCUGGUAUGAACAACAGCAGAGCGGUUAUCCUCCUGGCUACAGCUCUGGCUGCGGGGCGGGUAGAAAUGGACCCAACCUUUAUUCUGUGUGUGAGACCUCUGUUUACCCGGCUGAGACUUCGCUUCCACCCAAGGAAACCACACCUCUCGCUGAAAACCAAGAUGAAGAUUCACUCGAAGAUCCAAAUCUCCACUUGAAUAUUGAGGAACUCAACAAAGAGUUUAUGGUGAAAAGUGAAGAGCUCUACCAAUCUCUCCUGAAUUGCCACUGGCAGCCUCUCGAUACAGUGCACUCAGAAAUCCCAGACAAGACCCCCCAAGAGCAAGAUGCUUAUUAA